GCGGGGAGACUGUGCAUGGACGGAGCAGCUCGGGGUGUCCGCCUAAGGAGCGGCUCCGCCCGGGGCUCUGCGAUGCGGGGAUUCGGAGUUUGAUGAAAAGUCCGGAGAACGCGAACGGCCCGGGGGGGAAGGAGGGCGGGGAGCCAGGCCUGGCCAAGUCCUCGGGCCCCCACAGGCUCAUCCCGCAGCUGAUUGUCACCCAGGACGAGUCGCUGCUGCUGGGCCCCAACUCCGGAGCCGAGCGGGCGGCUGAUGAUCCGCCGGACGAGGAGUGCCGGUCUUCGGACAGCGGCUGCGGCGGCUCACCGGCUCCCUCGCUGCUGCUCCGUAAACUCUCGGGCUCAUCGUUAUCCUCCGCCGGACACUCGUCUUCCUUCGAGGAAUCCGAGGAUGAUUUCAGUCCCUCCAGCGACGCCGAGACUCAACAGCAGCGACUAGGCCUGGGCCUGGAGGACGGCCUGGGGAAUAAGUCGUGGAAAAAGCUGAAGACUAUGGUGCACUGGUCCCCAUUUGUUGUCUCCUUCAAGAAGCGCUAUCCGUGGGUACAGUUAGCAGGACAUGCAGGUAAUUUUAAAGCUGGAGAUUAUGGUAAGAUCCUGAAGAAGUACUGUGAAUGCGAGCAUCAGUGUUUGGAAUCCUUGAUGAAGGAUUCUUUACUGCGCCCCUAUGUGCCAGGAUAUUAUGGAGUGGUGGACAAAGAUGGAGACAGCUAUAACCAGAUGGAUGACCUGUUAUCAGAGUUUGAUUCGCCCUCAAUCAUGGAUUGUAAGAUGGGUGUGCGGACAUACCUUGAGGAAGAGUUAACCAAAGCUCGUGAGAAGCCCAAACUGCGGAAAGACAUGUACGAGAAGAUGAUCGCAGUGGAUCCAAAUGCCCCCACGCAGGAGGAGCAUGAGCAGAAAGCUGUCCUGAAGCCACGUUACAUGCAGUGGCGGGAGACACUCAGUUCAACUGCAACACUUGGAUUCAGGAUAGAAGGCAUCAGGAAGGCUGAUGGCUCCUGCAGCACAAGCUUCAAGAAAACCAGACUCAAAGAGGAGGUCAUGGAAGCACUGAAAGAUUUUGUGGACAGCAACCGAAACAUCCUGAGAAACUAUUUGACACGGUUGAAGGAAUUGAGGGCAGCUCUGGAGGGCUCUGAGUUCUUCAACACACAUGAGGUGGUUGGAAGUUCUCUCCUGUUCGUCCAUGACAAGUCCGAGCUGGCGAAGGUUUGGAUGAUUGACUUUGGGAAGACAGUGCUAUUACCUGACCAUGGGACACUGAACCACAGGGUUCCCUGGGUGGAGGGCAAUCGAGAGGAUGGCUACUUGUGGGGGAUGGACAACCUCAUCAACAUUAUCAGCCAAAUGAUAGAGGAGUGACUCAUUCUAGCAGCCUGCGGGCCUUCCAUUCUCAGCCGGCCAAGUCUGCCGCUUUCAGGAUGACAUACAGCCCCCCCCUACGUGGGGAGUGAAGUGGGUUGGACUAUUCUUUGGAAACUUCUUUCCCUCCUUCACCAAUUUGUCGUGGUUACAGAGGAGGGAAGCAACACUCAGUUGGGAUGUUGGUCAUGGGUUGGGGGUGGGGGGAGGUUUGAUGAUAUGGGAUACAAAUGGCUUAACAAAGAUAAGCUGAGGCCACACGAGUAAUUUCUGGGAUUUGAUGUGCUGCAUCUAAGAUGUGACGUUGACCUUUCUGAGUACUUUGCCUGCCCCCUGAUGUUGAUGGUGAAAGUAAGAAGGAAGGAGUUUCAACUUUGAACUAUGGACGUUCCCCCCAUGUGGGUCAAUGCAGAGCAGACACUGAAAUGCUCAGCUCAUGAACACUUUUUUUCAAGAUGGAACUUGAGCAGAAACAUUGGAGAGGGCAGAGAUAUUUCCUGGAUCUGUUCAAUCUUUUUAAAGCUGAUGAACUGAACAGCUGUGAAACCCACUAGCCUUUCACUGGCACUGAGACCUGUGGCUUUUGUAUGGAUUGGAAAUGCUUUUCCAUUAUUCCUCGAUUUGUCAUUUUUGGAACUUGUAUGAUAUGCUGUGACUCAAGAGAAAUUCCCUGUAGGGACACCCUACUGCACUGUGCACUGAUGAUAAACUCGAGAGCUUCCCACCACUUCCCUCUGGUGCAGUGGUCAAGCUAGGUAGAAGCCAGGUGGGUUCAGGUGAUGGUGAAAAUGCUCACUGAUAACAUUAUCACAGUCUAAACCUUGUGAAAGAACAAUUGUAAGAAAAGUCUCUCAAUCUGAAUUUGAUUUGAAGCAGGGGCAGGGCUUGUUUAGCUGAGUAGGAAGUAAAUAGUCUGAAGUACAGAAUUCUUCAGACUAUUUACCCAUUCGUAACACCCAGUCUCUCAGUUUCUUUCUGUUCCUAAGGCUAGUUUUACUGCUUUUUUUUUCCAUUCCUCAUUGGUUUCUUUUUGGAGUUUGAUUUGGGCUGAUACUCUGUUGAAACUUGGCCAGUAAAUCAAUCCACUUGUCCUGGGAGUAAACUGGAAGUACCUUUUUUGUUUUUAUAAACACACAAAGACCAGUGGUACCUUUUAUCCAUUACUGCACCUCUGUCCAGCACUGUUGAAGUGGGACCAGUUCUUGCAUUCUCUCCAUGUGGUGUCAUUGUGCAGGAAAUGGCUGCCUGACUGUAGAUCAAGUACAGGGGCUAGGCCAUGUUGAGCAACAGACAAAACGUGGAGUUACCAGCCCAGUCACUCGCUGUCCUUUUGGGGUUUCUUGUAGUCUUGUUUUUUUGAAGUUAAUCCAUUCUUGGUCCUGCAAGGCUUGUCAUAGCAGCGUAGCUCAGACACCAAUGGGUUAUAGCCAUCGUACCUAAAGCAACACUCAGCUGUUACAGUUUUUAAAAAAUAUUUUAAUGUACAGACAUUUUUCUGAAGCGGAUAUAUAGGGGAAGCAGGGGUUUGAUUGUUGCCUUUACUCGAGUGUGGACCAGCUGCAAGUGAUCUCUCUACCCAUCUGAUAACUGGCUCAAAAAGAUCCUUUCUAGACCAACAGAUUUAGAGUUACCUGCAAGAAAUGCAAAGCCUAUAUUUCUCACUAUAAUCCCAGUGGCAGCACUGAAUUAUCAGAACAAAAUUGAGUUGAGUCGUUGUAAAUAUUUCUGACCCCUCACCUUUUUUACAGGGGUCUUUGCCUUAUGUAUAAGAAUUUGUUGUACUAUACGGGACUGUGUACACUGAAUCUUAAUUGCAAUGUGUCUUAAAUGAUUUUUUUUCCUCUGUUAUCUACUUUUUUACAUUUAUGAGUGAGGGUUUUAUCUCCACUAUCAGGCUCCGAUCUGGUGGUGAGGCUGUGAAAUGAGUUAUUAACCAGCAGAGAAGCUAUGCUGGGGUGAACCAUUUUUAAUUCAAAAUCCAAAGUUGUUUUUAAAAAGUUUUAUUGGAAUGUGAGCAGUUCUGGCAAGGCCAGUGUUGCUAAUCCAUAAUUGCCCUUGACUAGGUGGAAGUGUAUUCUUGUAUGACCAUCAAAUCAUCUUACUGUUUGAAACAAACACCUUGUCACGUGUGUCCCCUGUGACGUGUGUAAUGGAGAGUGUUGGGAAGCGGUUUGCACAAAAGCAGCUCCGCUUUCUCCUGUUGGUGAUAUUUGAGAUUCUGACACAAUGUGAUCAGAGUAGAGUUCUCCCUAUUCUCUAUCUUGCCAUAGACAGCAGGAAGGAACUUUGUUCAUUAAUAAGACAAAAAGACUUUUUGUAGUAAUAAUUUAGAAACCUUGUUUUCAGGGAGGCAGAAGCCUGGCAUUCUACUUGACCUUCAAAGGGUUAAUUUAGUCUGUUACACUGUUAGCUUUCCUUCAAGUUCCCACCAUUUUGUCCAAGGGAUGUUUAGAUUGAAAAGUUUCAUUGAUUCUACCAGCAUGAGUUGAAGGUUAGAGACUUUUUACUGCUGUUCAGAGAGAGAAUGCCUUUGUACAGCACCUAGCUGAUAGUGUACUGCAUCUAAAUGGGUCAGAAGUGGUAAAGGAGGUUCACCUUGGUUACAGCACUGUCAAAACAGCAUGGCCCAAUGGUCUGAGCACUUAGCCGUUGCUGUUUCUUAAAUGCUGCAGGGAGAGCAAAUACUGCCUUCAGAACAUUUCCACCAGUUGAUCAGUAGAUUUUGACAGUACUAGACUCUGAGUGUCCUCCCCAUAAAACAUUGGGAUACCAAUUAACCAAACUUAUCUCAAUACCCAGGCCAGCUGUCUGUGCCUGACUGUCCUGCUGUCUCUCGGAUUUAAUCAUAACUCCCCACAAAUAUAGAGCCCUACCCUUUGUAAGUAAGGUUGAGGUCUUACCUACCAGGUCCAAAUACAUUCAAGCACACAUUGUUUACAAAGCUAUCCAUAAAAAAGUGUUAAGCUCCCAUCUUUAUACUGUUGUGUAUAUGAACAAUUGCUGGAAAAUACUGGAGUAUGCAUGUUUUUUUAAUUUAUAUUGCAUUAAAAUUGUACUGCUGGGUGAAUUUGCAUACAAUGUUAACUAACCGAUUUUUUGUCAUAAUAAAGUUGACCCUCAGUGAGGAUUUCUACAUAUUUA
Molecule: messenger RNA, 4505 nt
Organism: Hemiscyllium ocellatum (epaulette shark)
Lineage: Eukaryota; Metazoa; Chordata; Chondrichthyes; Orectolobiformes; Hemiscylliidae
Product: inositol-trisphosphate 3-kinase C-like
Exons: 7
Coding region: 93-1364 (423 amino acids)
Biological process (GO): inositol phosphate biosynthetic process
Cellular component (GO): nucleus; cytoplasm
Molecular function (GO): inositol tetrakisphosphate kinase activity; inositol-1,4,5-trisphosphate 3-kinase activity
Source: RefSeq, a predicted model, not a curated record